GCAGAAAAAUCCAGUAUAAAAAAUUACUCAUUUUGUUGUGUAUUUUCUUGCAUUUAUGCAUGUUUACACACAGGGGCGGACUGACAACUCAUGGGGCCCCCGGGUAAUAGGGGAUCAUGGGGCCCCUGGGUUCUUGCCCAAACUCAAAAAAGCCUAUGAAAAAGGUACCAGGGGCAUCUCAUGGGGCCCCCUACUGACCCUAGGCCCUCGGGUAGUACCUAAGCUUCCAAAUGGUCAGUUCGCCCCUUGCAGUGUCUGUGCUUUUUAUUAG
Molecule: messenger RNA, 271 nt
Organism: Staurois parvus
Lineage: Eukaryota; Metazoa; Chordata; Amphibia; Anura; Ranidae
Source: the annotation of a GenBank genome assembly